AUGCUGAAACAUCCCAAACCACUGCCACAGCCACUCCCUCUGUUGCUCUCCCAUACCUGCAUGUGCCCUUUGGUUGAGGAACUGCCCUUGAAAUCCACCAUCCCCACCCACAUCAUUGCCACUGAAAUGAUUAUGAGAGAUCCAGUGGUGCUUAUGGCAUUGAAGGAGUGGCUGAACUAUGACAAGAUCAGAGAUGCAACAGAUGCUGAUGUUGUGGACCAUCCAUGGUACCAGAUUGAAAGGCCCAUCAAUAAGGGUAAAGGACAUGCAGUUCCCUUAGAACCACUUCAGAUAACUGAUCAACCAGUUGCACUGCCCCUACUGGCACUUGGCCCAGAAGUUGAAGGCCACAGAAGUGUACAAGUGACUCCUGGAGCAUCCACUGGUCACAGCCACUUAAUUGCAGCUCUUGCAACCCCUGCUGCUGGCUAUAUGCCUGUUGCCAAAGAAGACCAAUGUGAUAGGUGCAUGGAGAAAAAUCUGCCAUAUGCAGUCAAGCCAGGUUCUGCAGCUGCUAGAAGUAUGACACCCACUGCUGGCAAGAUAACCACCUCAGCCACUCCAAGCUCCAGCAGGCAAAUUUUUGAUGGAGUGGUCAUCAUCACUCCAUCCUGGCAGCAGUCAGGUCAACAGACAUCAAGCCUGGCAUCCCAGGGGGUGGCAAUAUCCCAAAGCCAUCUCACUACCCCAUCCUGCCCAGUGACCCCCAAUGCCACACCCAUGGAGCAUAUGGAAGAGGAGACUGCAGCAUUGCAGCAGCAGCAUAUGGAGAUGACACAAGAUCUCCUAGAUACCUGCCACAAGCCUGCCAAUACCCAGCAGGCCCUUGCAGAUACCCAGACUGAGUUGCAGGCACUUUGUGAUCUUGUCAAGGCCCUACACCAGUGCCUGUACCCAUUGCCACACUCCUCACCCAAUGCACCUGGACCCUCCCACCCCUCCCCCAUCAGCUUUGCAAUUAUGAGUCAUCAAGCAGUCAUUCCCACUGAUGGUGCAAGGAUACUUGACCUUGCACCCACUACAAUGGUCCAGGAGGUUACGAUUGAUACUGGCAUCCUCCAGAACCUCCUAGGUGAUAUGCUUUUAGCCCCUUCUACUUUCCUGCCACCCACCCACUGUUUUCCAUGCUCAUCCACCUCUGCAGUAGGAGAAGCCCAGCCCCCUAUCUAUGUCUCUUUGGGGGCAGCUGCUGACCAUGCCAGUGGGGAUGAUGCCAAUGAUCAGGAUGCCACUAAUUGGAUGGACAUAGAUUAA
Messenger RNA from Pisolithus orientalis, 1254 nucleotides. RefSeq lists its product as uncharacterized. The coding region runs from base 1 to 1254 and encodes 417 amino acids. The transcript is spliced from 6 exons. The record is from RefSeq and is a predicted model, not a curated record. NCBI's taxonomy places the organism in Eukaryota, Fungi, Basidiomycota, Agaricomycetes, Boletales, Pisolithaceae.